This is a messenger RNA of Cynara cardunculus var. scolymus (artichoke), 771 nucleotides long. Its product is annotated as mitochondrial fission 1 protein A-like. The record is from RefSeq and is a predicted model, not a curated record. Lineage: Eukaryota; Viridiplantae; Streptophyta; Magnoliopsida; Asterales; Asteraceae. Gene Ontology annotation, molecular function: protein binding. Gene Ontology annotation, cellular component: peroxisomal membrane; mitochondrial outer membrane. The transcript has 5 exons. Bases 132 to 635 code for a protein of 167 amino acids. Gene Ontology annotation, biological process: peroxisome fission; autophagy of mitochondrion; mitochondrial fission.
AAAAAUUUAUUGGAAAAUUAUAAAUUCCGUGUUCACAAAACAAGCACCUGCAAAGACUUGUAGAAUCCCUGCUUGCCUUGGGCUAUUUCUUCUCAGGAUCAUCACAUCACGUCGUACCUGCAAACAAAUCCAUGGAUGCCAAGAUCGGGAAGUUCUUUGAGUCGGUAGGCACGUUUUUCACCGGCGGCGAUUCUAUUCCUUGGUGCGACUCGGACAUUGUUGUUGGUUGUGAGCGCGAGGUUGCUGAAGCUGAGAAAGGCUCUACUGAUGAACUCAAAAGUGAGUGCCUUCUGCGCUUAUCAUGGGCUCUUGUUCACUCAAAGCGAUCUGAAGAUGUACAACGUGGGAUAGCUAUGCUGGAAGCUUCAUUGCCUAGCACAAGUAGCCCCUUGCAAAUGAGAGAAAAGAUGUAUCUACUUGCCGUUGGGUAUUAUAGAAGUGCGGACUACUCAAGGAGCAGGCACCUAGUUGAUCGCUGCUUGGAGAUUGCACCGGAAUGGAGGCAGGCAAUAACUCUCAAGAAAUCAAUUGAAGACCGUAUAAAGAAAGAUGGAGUAAUUGGCAUAGGCAUCGCGGCCACAGCUGUUGGUCUUGUGGCUGGUGGACUUGCAGCGGCUCUGUCUCGCAAGAAGUGACCGAUAUACAUCCAUACAUGUAAUAUCAUACUGUGCAUAACAAAACUAAUAUUUCCCAAACAAACAUGUUUAUGUUGCUUGUAAACUUUGAAAACUGUUGUCUACAAGGUUUGGUUUUCUUUUUUGCUUUCUAAAA